UACCGAAUGUAUGCACUCGUCUUCAUCGCCUCGUUGAGCUCCAAAUAGCCUCACAUCUCUAGCAGAACCCCCUUGACCUUGAUUUCAACAGCAAAACAACGAGCUCUUCAAACCACCCACACCUAAAGAGCGGCAGAAACAAACAUUUCGACUCACCCCUUCCUCAUCCCAAACCUCUGCUUUCAAGGCACCGUCAUGUCUGAACGAGCGGGCUCUCCAUCCGGAAUGAGUGCUAUCAUUAUUGGAGCGACUGGAGCGGUGGGCAAGCAACUCCUGGCUGCUCUCCUCGAUGCCCAAACGUACACCUCUGUGCAUGCGUUCGGCCGUCGUCCCACUGGCGUCACCCACAGCAAGCUCACCGAACACACACUAGACUUUGAGAAGCUGUACGAGGAAGCACAAAACAACAGUGAUGGGGAAGAAUCCAAGAAGCUUAGUGAAGUUGGCGCCGACAGUAUAUUCAUCACGCUCGGUACGACUCGCGCACAGGCUGGCAGUGCGGCCAAAUUUGAGCGUAUCGACAGGGAGUAUGUUCUUGCGGCUGCUAAGGCGGCAUUGGAAACUUCGAAGACGGGGCAGCAGCUCUUGUACUGCUCGUCAGCCGGUAGCACGUCCUCUUCACCUUUUCUCUACCCCAAAUCAAAAGGCCUCACCGAAGAAGGUCUGGCCAACCUGUCGUACCCCCAGACCUUCCUCUUCCGUCCGGGCAUGCUGCAGAACCCUCAGCGCGAACAAGAGCGGCUUAUGGAACGGGUCGCGGAAGUGUUCGUCAAGGGCAUCCUAAAUCGUAUCACCGACAAUGCCGGCAUGGACGUCAAAGACGUUGCCAAGUCCAUGCUGAAUGCUUCGCGUAUCGGUGCAGAAAGCGUCAAACAACAUGACCUUGGGAGCGCACCACAGGGCAAAGGCUUCAACCCGUUCGAAGGCCGCUCCGUCACUGCCUUUACCAACUCAGAGAUGAAGAAACUUGCCGCGUUGCCUUAAGACUAGUCUUUUUAAGUGACUGGUUGUCAAACCCAAGACUGUGGCGAUCACACAUUUUCCAAUACCCCAAUAUUAUACUCACCCUCACAACGUUCUGUAUUCUAUCUUCACACAGGCUGUCAGAUAAACGCUAUUCACGUCACAAAUGGUGCGACGAUUUGAUCAU
Molecule: messenger RNA, 1150 nt
Organism: Tilletiaria anomala UBC 951
Lineage: Eukaryota; Fungi; Basidiomycota; Exobasidiomycetes; Georgefischeriales; Tilletiariaceae
Exons: 3
Coding region: 196-984 (262 amino acids)
Biological process (GO): import into nucleus
Cellular component (GO): cytoplasm
Source: RefSeq, a predicted model, not a curated record